Histoplasma capsulatum G186AR is the source of this 1564-nucleotide messenger RNA. RefSeq lists its product as uncharacterized. The record is from RefSeq and is a predicted model, not a curated record. Gene Ontology annotation, molecular function: Hsp70 protein binding. The transcript has 3 exons. Gene Ontology annotation, biological process: cellular response to misfolded protein. Gene Ontology annotation, cellular component: endoplasmic reticulum membrane. NCBI's taxonomy places the organism in Eukaryota, Fungi, Ascomycota, Eurotiomycetes, Onygenales, Ajellomycetaceae. Bases 234 to 1292 code for a protein of 352 amino acids.
CUGGAGCGCAACUCCACUAGCACUCGAAAAUAUACACCGCGAACUCUUCCAUCGUUAUAUGCGGAACGGUAACAACCACCCCUUCGCUCGUUGUGGCCGAGAUCGUGCAUGACCGUUGUGGUCUUAUGCAUCCUACCGCCUAUUAUUUAUAUCUUCCCCCGUUUCCUUCCGCUUCCAAUUGCCUUCUCUAUAUUUUAUUUUAAGAAGAACUCGACUAGAAUAAUAGAAAUAAGAUGUCAUCUGCGACGGCGUCCGGCGCGGAUGCAAAGCCAAACGGCUCAGCGAAAUCCAGAGAACAUAACCAAGGGAACCAAGACCGGAAAUUCACUCCAGAACAGAAAGCGGCAGUGCUACGUGUUCGGAAAUGUUCGCCGACUGCGUUCUAUGAGAUUCUAGCUCUAGAGAAGACUGCGUCUGAUGGAGAGAUAAAGAAGGCUUAUCGGAAACUGAGUUUACUCACACAUCCUGAUAAAAAUGGGUUUGACGGAGCGGACGAGGCUUUCAAAAUGGUAUCCCGAGCGUUUCAAAUACUAUCAGAUUCCGAGAAAAAAUCGAAAUACGAUAAGUUCGGCGGAGAUCCCGAUAAUAGAUUUUCACCGGGGGCUUCAUCGUCAUCUUCACCGUUCAGCGGAUUCAGCGGAUUCCCUCAAGGGAGGGGUAGAGGGCCAAUGUUUGAUGAGGAAAUAUCUCCCGAGGAGUUGUUCAACAGGUUUUUUGGAGGCGGCGGCUUUGGUCCUUUUGGAGGGGGAAUGUUUGACACUGGCCCUCAAUUUGUCUUUAAUAUGGGAGGCGGCCCCAAUAUCCGAGUUCAUCAAUUUGGCGGCUCACGACCCAGACGAAGACCUCGUGAGGCAGAGAAUCAGUCAGGUGCCCAGGCUCCCCCUGCUGGCUUGGCAUCAUUUGCACAGUUCAUUCCAAUCCUCCUCAUAUUCUUCCUCCCGCUCCUCACCUCUCUGUUCUCCGGCUCAACCUCCUCCGGACCUUCUCUCCGAUUCGACAAAGCUGUGCCUCCCCAUACAAUGCACCGUACGACACCGAAACUCAGACUAGACUAUUUCAUAAAUCCCGCUGAGGUGGAAGAUUUCAGUGCGCGCAAAUUCUACCAGCUCGACCACAAAGUCGAGGUUGAUUAUGUAUCAAACCUACGGUAUGACUGCGAAAGAGAAGUUCAAGCGCGCGACCAGAUGAUACAAGAUGCUCAGGGCUGGUUCUUCCCUGACGUUGAGAAGCUGAAGGAGGCACGUUCGUUGGAGCUUCGGAGUUGCAAGAAGUUGAAUUCGCUAAAUCUUUAAUGGGGCGGACUUGUUAGGCAUUUCCUCAUAUGUGCUCCUUAUUGCUAAUGAUAUAAAUAGACAAUAAUAUUCUGUUUCAUUUUGUGUAUGAUUGGGGUUUGGCGUUCCGCGAUUAGCAUCAUGACCCAGGGAUACAUGUCUUUGUGCUCAUUUCCUCUUCACAUUUUCUUCUUCCAUUUCUAUUUUUGCUUUCGUUUUUCUUCCCUUGAAUAUUGUAAAUAAUUCGAACAUUUUUAUCGCUUGACUUCUUAACAUAUAAUAUAAUUUCUGGU